GGGAGGGCACAGCAGCUCCCAUUCACAUUUCCAAUGGGAGAUUCCUGCUGCUUUGCUGCUUUUCUGCUCCCUGGAUCACAUCACUGCGGGGGAAACCAGUGAGGCUCAGGAGACAGACAGACAGACAGACAGACAGCGACGUGGAGACAGAGAGACACAGCUGCAGGAAGGGAAAAAAAAAAAACAUUAUUAGGAAGCAGAAAAUGGGACCGGCUGCCACCUCACUCGCUCUCCUGAGUUUGUGUUCUCUGGGUGUUUGUGUCCCAACAGGAACAAGCAACGCUGCACCAACACAGGCGUCUUCAACAGAGGUGAAGAAGACACGAGGCGAUGUUCCCGACGUUCUUCCAGAGCCCGAGCCUACGAACCAGCUGUCGGACUUUGAAAACUCAUACAACUACGUGUUGUCCAGACUGGCCGGCAUGGACCAGGCCAUCCACAAACUCAACGUUGGUCACUACACGCUGGACGUCAAAGUCAGUCAGCUGAUGGACCGUCUGUCCAAGAUCGAUGCUAAGGUCGGGGAGCUGGAGGACAACAUCCGCGAGGUCCAUCAGCACAGCAAGGACAACCGCAAGGAGAUUGGAAGACUGGAAGGUUGUCACAAGGGUCUCAGGUUAGGAUACAAAUGCUAUCUGGUGUACAACACCUACGAGGAUUACGCAGGAGCGUCCAGAAAGUGUCUGGAACGUGGCGGCCGCAUGGCGAUGCCCCGCGACCGCAAAGAGCAGGAGGCCCUGGCCGACUACAUCAAGUCCUUCUUCCACCCCGGGAACUGGCCCGUGUGGCUGGGCAUCAACGACCUCCGCUCCGAGGGCCUGUACUUGUUUGAUGACGGGACGCGGGUGUCGUACUUUCAGUGGCGCAAGCACUUCCUGUCCACUCAGCCGGACGGAGGGUGGCGGGAGAACUGCGUGGCCAUGUCGUCGGACGACGGCGACUGGUGGGACCACUACUGCGACCGGAAUAUGAAUUAUGUCUGUGAGUUUGAUGAUCGAGUGGCACUUUAACAAAAACAUCAAUGUUUAUCAAAAAUAAUGGUCCAGUUCAUUUUCAGAUAACUUAUUCUUCCCCUUUAAAAAAAAACCUGGAUUGGUUUUCACAAGUGAUGAAGCCUUUAGACUUUCCUUGGAAACUUGGGUUAAAGGCACAGUUCGCUAAACUGAAAAUGUGCUCAUUAUCUCCUCACCACUAUGCCAGUGGAGGGGUGUGGGGAAGGUUUAUCUUCAGAAUGUUUUUCUCAUAUCUCAUAUCACCACUUUUAUUGACAUAAGUGGUUUAUUCAGCUUAAUUGAUCCUAGUAAAAAAAUUACCACCACAGGAAAUUAAUGGGAUAUAGAUAGAUAAAGAUUUUUAACCACUACGUGGUACACUACAUGAUUUCAUAGUUUAAGAAAAGGUAUUAACAAAAUGUAGUGAUAAGUUUUUAUGUUUAUGUUAGAUCAGUUAAAAUACACUGGUCACAAACACUGACAUCAGAGGGAUCAAGUAACACAUUUCCCACAGUCACCCAAUAAAUCUGGCAAAUUACAGAUUAACCUAAAGAAAACUGGACCCCAAACUAAAAGUGUAACAGAAGUCAAUGAGCAGAGACUAUACACAAAAUAAUUAACCGACAUAUUUUCAAAACACAAGCAACAGAAACCCCAGCUAAAGUAAAGUUGUUAACCCCCUUGAGACACAGAAACAAGUCUCCAACCUGGAUAUAUAACCUCCCAGUGAGGCUGAUUACCCUCAGCUGUGGAAGAACACAGGUGAAUCCAAUAGCUUCUGAUUAGCAAAGAAACCUGUGACCAAGACCCUGUUGUUUGUAAACCUGAAAUGUCACUCAAGUGUCUGAAAGCCUUGACAUUCAAAUUAAGCUUCGAAACAAGUUCAUUUACACUAUGUUCUUUUUUUUUAGCUUAAAUGUCCACAUUAUUAACCUAAUAAA
Solea senegalensis (Senegalese sole) is the source of this 1933-nucleotide messenger RNA. It is a transcript of the gene clec11a, whose product is annotated as C-type lectin domain containing 11A. Bases 204 to 1010 code for a protein of 268 amino acids. NCBI's taxonomy places the organism in Eukaryota, Metazoa, Chordata, Actinopteri, Pleuronectiformes, Soleidae. The record is from RefSeq and is a predicted model, not a curated record. The transcript has 5 exons.